Messenger RNA from Nerophis lumbriciformis (worm pipefish), 4269 nucleotides. Lineage: Eukaryota; Metazoa; Chordata; Actinopteri; Syngnathiformes; Syngnathidae. The record is from RefSeq and is a predicted model, not a curated record.
AUGUCCGGAGAAAAAUUUGAGAAAGUCCCGCUGUCCAGGCAAACGGUGACCAGAAGGGUGGAGGACAUCGCGGAGAAUCUCCGACUUCAGCUAAAAAGUGGAGUAGCAAGUUUGGACUUUUUCUCCUUGGCUUUGGACGAGAGCUGUGACGUCCGCGACACGGCGCAGUUACUGGUGUUUCUCCGAGGAAUAACACAGGAUUUCACGAUUACGGAGGAGCUGGCAGCAGUGAGAUCAAUGAAAGGAACAACCACGGGGAGUGAUUUGUUCAAGGUAAACGCAUGCAUGGACAAGCUUGAACUGAAAUGGGACAAACUGGUAGGAGUCACUACUGAUGGUUGUCCCAAUCUGACCGGGAAAUACUCCGGUUCGCCUUUUUGUGCCGGCUCGGCCCCCGUCGCCGUCUUGUUGUUGUCGUCGUCGAGGCCGAGCAAGAUGGCGGAGCAACUGGACCGAGUCAGGAUCUCAGCCGCUGAACUUCGAGCUCAAGGCGCCGCGACGUCCGAUUUUCCACUCGACAAAGAAGAGCAUCACGCGUCCAAGAAGCACUGGCGGCGCGCCGACUCGCACCGAUGCCUGCCGGCGCCCAAAAGCGCUCCGGCGUCCGACGCGGCCCGCUCCCGUCCCAGAAACGGCAAAGUCGGCGACGGAGGAGCGGCUCCGGCCGAAGCGCUUCCAGAAAACCGCGGGGAGAGUCGAGAGCCCGCCGGCGAGCCCAAGAAGGCUCGCAAACCCGACCGGGAGUUUUACCGUCCCGGGAGCCGCCGCGGAAAAGACGGGGCGCCGGAGCCAGACGAGACUUCCAAAGUCGACCGAAGAGAGGCCGGGCGCCACAAAGAGAGCCGAGAAAAGGCCAAAUCCGAGGAAAGCGACGGGAGCGGCGCGCUGGAGACGCUCGCCGGCAAAGUGGAACGACUCAGCGUCGAGGCUAAAGGCGGCGAGGAAGCGGCCCGACGGAGGAGGCGGGCCGGGAAGACGCCGGAAAACCCGCGGGGAAGAGGCGGCGACCGGGCGCGACAGAAGCGGCCCAGAGAGAGCAGAAGAAGAAGCCGCGACGGCGAGGAAGGGGACGCGGCGGCGCGGAGGAACGACCGACGGAAAGGUCAGCGGGGCGAGCGCACCGAAUCGGACGGCGGGGCGCCCGCCUCCAAGCGCUAUUCCGAAUCGGACGGUCGCCGCCGCGCCUACAGCGGCGGCCGCUCGUCCGGCGACUCCGGAGAAGGCGACGCCGCGGAAGCGGGACGGACGGACGACGACGGGGCGAGAGGGAGCAAAGGCCGAGGAACGCCGGAAAAAAACCACGGUCCCGGCGAACGCCGCCAACGCGGCCCACUUCCUCGGGGCCGAGGAGGAGGUAUCCUGGUGCUGCCGUCCCGCGGCGAGGCGACCGAGCCGCAUCCGGCGGAACGGGGCCGGCGGCUGCUUUCGGGCGGGGCCUCCAGGGGCCGCGGCGGGGGCGUCAGGCGGCUGUGGGACCCCAACGAUCCCGAGCGGAAGCCGGCGCUGGCCUCCGGCGGGCGACCCGCCCUCCCGUCUACCGUGCGGGCCGUCUACCCGCAAGGCUACGGACAGCUGCACUUUCUGGACACGGACGACGAAGCGCCGGCCGCCGCGGCCCUGGCCAACUACUACAAGUUCCAGCGGUCGGACGACCCCUACGCCGCCGGCCAGCGUUACCCCUUCCCCUUGGCGGCGGGCGACGGAGCGCACGCGCACAGAGGCUACGCGCAGACUGCGGAGGAGGCGGAGCGGCGGGCCCGAGGCGAGCUGGGCCGAACGCUGAGGGCGGCGGACGCCCAGGAGGUCCAGCUGGGCAACCUGCUGUCCCGAGACGGACUCGGCGCCGAGGGCCUGGAACGCAUGGCCCAGCUAAGGGCCGAGCUGCUGGCCGUGUACGAGCGCGUGGUCCUGAGCGACAUCGAGCUGGCCGACGCGCAGGGCGUGGACCAGGCCCUCUGGAAGAACGUCUUCUACCAGGUGAUCGAGCGCUUUCGCCAGCUGCUGAAGGAUCCCGCCGCCGACGCGCACCCGCUCAUCCGCGACGUGCUGCUGACGCUGCUGGACGAGGGGGCGUGCUUCUUUGACGCCCUGCUUCAGAAGCUGCAGACGGUCUACCAAUUUCAAUUGGAGGACUACAUGGACGGCGUGGCCAUCAGGUCGCGCCCGCUGCGCAAAACGGUCAAGUACGCGCUGAUCAGCGCUCAGCGUUGCCUGAUCUGUCAAGGAGACAUCGCUCGCUACCGAGAACAAGCCGGCGACUCGGCCAACUACGGAAAAGCCCGCAGCUGGUAUCUGAAAGCUCAGCAGAUCGCCCCCAAAAACGGCCGUCCGUACAACCAGCUGGCACUGCUAGCGGUCUACACUAAGCGCAAGCUGGACGCCGUGUAUUACUACAUGCGCAGCCUGGCGGCGUCCAAUCCAAUUUUGACGGCCAAGGAGAGCCUGAUGAGUCUGUUCGAGGAGGCCAAGCGCAAGACGGAGCAGCUGGAGCGCCGCCGCAGGCAGGAGCGGCGGGACGGCGGCUCCGGGGGCCCCGCCGUCAGGGGCCGCGCCGGAUCCGAUGAUGGAGCACGCCGCGAGGUCUGGCUGCGCCCCGGCCGAAGCGACCCGGAGCAGGACGCCGAGCUCGGCAGUCUCGGCGUCGCUGAGCUCAACAAGAGAUUCAUCCUGAGUUUCCUGCACGCGCACGGAAAACUCUUCACCAAAGUGGGGAUGGAGUCCUUCCCCAGGGCGGCCCGGCGGGCCCUGCUGGAGUUGGGCGCGCUGCUCCGACGCGGACCGGCCCCCUUGGGCGCCACCCAGCUGCUACAGAUCGUCACCGUCAACAUGUUCGCCGUACACAACGCCCUGGCUCGAGGCGACGAAGGAGGCGGAGAGACUCGCUCCGUCUUGCUGGAGCAGAGCACCGCGUUGGGACUGGCCGUCUUCGCGCUCUUGGUGCAACGCUGCACGGAGAUGCUCGCCGACGCCACCGCAGGUAUCGAGUUAGAUGCGGAGCGGGAGGACGGGAAGGAGCCCGCGGCGCCGCUGAAGGUCUCUGCUUUUCCGGCCGACCUGCGCGAACUUUUGCCGGCCGUCAAAGCGUGGUCCGACUGGAUGCUGGGACACCCCGAGCAGUGGAACCCGCCGCCCCGCAGCUUAGACUCGCGGCCGGACACCUGGCAGUGCCUGGCCCACCUGUGCAACGUGCUGGCGCACGUGGACCACGGCGAGGUGCCCCUCUACAAGGUGGACACGGAAGAGGCGGAGGGCGACGAGGAGCUGACGCCGCUGCAGCUGAAGGAGGAUCGGCUGCUGGCCGGCUUCGUUCCCCUGCUGGCGGCGCCGCAAGAACCCAGCUACGUGGACCGGCGCGCCGACACGGCCAUCGCCGCCGACUGCAAACGGGUGACGGUGCUCAAGUACUUCCUGGAGGCGCUGUGCGGGCAGGAAGAACCUCUGCUGGCCUUCAAGGGCGGCAAAUACAUCUCCGUGGCCCCGUCCCCCCCCUCCGCCGCCUCUCCCGACGCCGGGACCGGUCGGGACUCGCCGUCGGACAAAGAGGGCGACGACGUCGCGGCCGAGUCGUCGGCGUCGGAGGUUUCCGAAGAGGAGGAGGAGGAGGAGGCGGCGGAAGACGGCCGGAGCGACAUCAGACGGCUGAAGGCGCGGCGCCACGCUCUCGCCAACGAGCUGGCGCAGCAGCAGAAGCGCCGGCAAAAAAUCCAGGCGGCGUUGCGGACCGGCGGGCGGCUGCGGUUGGAGGUGCGGCCUCUCUUCCUGGUCCCCGACACCAACGGCUUCAUCGACCACCUGGCGGCGCUGGAGAAGCUCCUCCGCUGCGGGAGCUACAUCGUGGUGGUGCCGCUUAUCGUGAUCACGGAGUUGGACGGCCUGGCUAAAGGCCAGGACGCUUCCGGGGCCUACGUGCGCGGCGUCCAGGAGAAGGCCCGUCGGGCCGUACUCUUCCUGGAGGAGUCCUUCGAGGCGCGCGAGCCCCGCCUGCGGGCGCUCACCAGCCGAGGGAACCAGCUGGAGUCCAUCGCCUUUCGCAGCGAGGACACCUCGGGACAGCAGGGCAACAACGAUGACGUCAUCCUGUCCUGCUGCCUCCACUACUGCCAGGACAAGGCCAAAGACUUCAUGCCCGAUCAGAAAAACGGGACGGUGCGCCUUCAGCGCGAAGUGGUCUUGCUGACGGACGACCGCAACCUGCGCGUCAAAGCGCUGACGCGCAACGUCCCCGUGCGAGACAUUCCCGCCUUCCUCAGCUGGGCCAAAGUGGGCUGA